This is a messenger RNA of Oncorhynchus kisutch (coho salmon), 6665 nucleotides long. Its product is annotated as FK506-binding protein 15. The record is from RefSeq and is a predicted model, not a curated record. Gene Ontology annotation, cellular component: growth cone. The transcript has 31 exons. NCBI's taxonomy places the organism in Eukaryota, Metazoa, Chordata, Actinopteri, Salmoniformes, Salmonidae. Bases 296 to 3856 code for a protein of 1186 amino acids. Gene Ontology annotation, molecular function: peptidyl-prolyl cis-trans isomerase activity.
AGCCAUUUUGGAUAAACUGACCCUGGACCUGCAGUCAGACCUAAAGGAAAAGCUACCACUGUGUGUCAAACGGAAAUGGAAUUUAAAGAGUGCCUCAAUUUUCCCCGGAGCAGAACAUUUUACAGCACCAUGGAUCAGGUGGUAUGUCAGCUGAUCUGAACAGGAAGAGAUCCAAGUUCAGUGAGCGGUGGCAGUCAUAGCGUUAUUUCUCAAUAAGUAUUAUAGUUCUCACCCCAAGACACAUCAUACUAUUUGAGAAAAACGUAACUGCUACUCAAUAGCAAAUCCAUUCAUAAUGUUUGCCCCUGACGACGAGGAUGGAGAUUUUCUGUCACCUACUGGAGGCGCAAAGCUGGCAUCACUUUUUGGACUGGACCAAGCAGCAAGUCAUGGGAAUGAAUCUUUUCAAUAUACAGCCCCUAAACAGCCCAGGAAGACCUCAAAUCCAGGUCCUCCUGCCCAGAAACCUGCGUUCCCUCCGUGUGCUCCUGCAGUACUAUUGGCUACAGCUAUCCAUGCUUUCAAAUAUCUUAACGGGCAGUAUCAUAAACAAGGAAAGCUGGGAGCUGCAGUCCUGGGUAACCAAACAACAAAAGAGUACAAACUCUUGCUUUACAUCAGUCAGCAGAAACAAGUGACUGCGGCCAAGAUUCAUGUGGGCUUCGUCUUUACGGUUCAGCCCAACAACUACUGCACUUUUUAUGAUGACCAGCGCCAGAACUGGUCCCUGAUGUUUGACACAGAGAAGGCUGCUGUUGACUUUUGUAAAGAGGUGUGUUUGGCAAAAGUGAACAGCGCCCCCUCCUUAGAUAUGGUGGUGGUGCAGGACCUGACACUAGGGGAGGGGCAGGGAGUUGAGACUGGAGACUCCUUGGAGGUGACAUACACAGGCUGGCUCCUACAGAACCAUGCCGUCGGACAGGUGUUUGACUCCAACCUGAACAAAGACAAGCUGCUCCGACUGAAACUUGGCGCUGGAAAAGUGAUUAAGGGCUGGGAGGAGGGCAUGGUGGGUAUGAGGAAGUCAGGCCGGCGUCUCAUGGUGAUCCCCCCCAGUCUGGGCUAUGGCUCCCAGGGAGUAGCCAACCGCAUCCCAGCAGACAGCACACUCAUCUUUGAGGCAGAGCUACGACGGGUGAAGUUGGCAAAAGACAGUGGGUCUGACCGUGCCAGUGCUGGGUCUCGGGACUCUGCUGCCUCUUCACCUGUCCCCUGUGUGGAGAAACUGGGUCCCUACCUGCCGGCAGGGACCACUCUGCUCCGUGCUACAAGCCCCGGGAGACCAGGGGAACCACCACUUCGGGCAAAGUCGAAUUCCAUCAGUGAACAGUUGACAAAUCCAGACGCCACCAAAGCCAAGCUGAUAUCUCGCAUGGCCAAGAUGGGUCAGCCUAUGUUGCCCUUCAUGGCAGGGCCCUCCUCCCAGCCAGACUCCAGCGACUCAGAAAUGGAGGACCCCAGAGUGAAGGAGCGUCCUGCUGCUCCUUCUCCUGUACAGAUCUCCACUGCCCCCCAAGCUCCAGUGCAAGUGCUUUCUCACCCUCACGGGGCAUCGCCCUCUGCCUUGAUGCCUGUUGCUAUGACAGCUGCUGCUCCGCAGCCUGUGAUGUCAGGCUCCGCCCAUGCCUUUCAGCCUUACGCCUACCCACAGUCCUCUAUGUCUCCCUCUCAACUUCAACCAAUGGGCCAGAUGUACCCCACCCAGGCAGUACCAUACAUGGGAGGCACUGGCGAGGUCACUUCCUUCCUUAUGGCUGAAGCUCGGCAGCAUAACUCUGAGAUCCGAUUGGCUGUUGGCAAAGUGGCAGAUAAAGUGGACCAGUUGGCUUCAAAGGUUGACGACCUUCAGAGGCAAGGAGGCCACUCAUUGGCUGUGCCCAGUGUCACUAUGGAAACCGCCAUGAUUAUGCACAACAUCCAAAGAAUCAUUCAGGAAAAUGAAUCUUUAAAGAAGGACGUGUACGAGAAGAGCUCACGUAUAGAGGAGCAGAACCGCAAGAUCGGGGAGCUCAUCAACCAGAACCAGAGGUACAUGGAGCAGAGUAACCUGCUGAUGGAGCAGAGGAAUGACACCCUAAAGUCCUCAAGUGAACACAACCAGGCCCGGACGCUGCAGGCUGAGCAGGACAAGGUACGUCUGACAGAGGAGCUGGCCACGUGCACAUCACGGGUGUCCCAGCUGCAGCAGGAGGCCACGUCUCACCAGCAGAGGGCUGCAGAGCUGCAGAACAAACUGACCUCUGCCCUGCAGGACGGCGACACACACUGCACACGCAUCUCCUCCUUAGAGACCCAACUGGAAGAGCUGAAGGAGACUGCAGAGAGAGGCCAGGCUCAGUACCGCACAGAGAAGCAGAAAUGCAAAGGGAUGGCUCUCCGGGUGAACAACAUGGAGGAGGAGCUGCAGGACCUGAAGGCUGACAAAGAUGGUAUGGAACGAAUGGUGUCGGACAGGAAGAGGAAGUGGCAGGCAGAGAGGCAGCGGUGUGAUGAGGAGAUGGAGGAGCUGAGGAGGAGCAGCCAGCAGGACAUGGAAAGUCUGAGGACACAGCUCCGCAAGGCCAGGACCAGCACUGGCCAGGCAUCCUCAGAACAGCUAGCCCAACUGCAAGCAGAGCUGGAGGAGGACUGGAAGAGGAAGUGUGAGCAGGCGUUGGCCUCGGCCAAGGAGCAGCAGGGGCGUGAGAUGGCCGAACUGGCAGAGCAAAGAGACAUACUGGAGCAGAGACUGACCCAGCUACAGGAAAAGUUUUCAGCUCUGAAGCAGUCCAGGGGCUCAGAGGAGCAGUGCUUGUUGCAGCAGCAGGGACAGGAUGAAGAGCAGCAGGUCCUACAAGAAAAGUAUUCAGGCCUGGAGGAGCAGUGGUCAGCUGUGAGACAGAAGCUGGAGGGGCGAGUGGCUGAGCUGGAAAGGAGGCUGGCAGAGCAAGGGGGCCAAGCGGACAGUGCAGGACAGGACACUGCAGGGGAGGUGAAGCGUGUAAUGAAUGGAGUGUUUCACUCUCUGAGGGGGGAGUUUGACCUACACGAGACUUACACAGGCAGCACUGUGCUCGGCGUAAUCGUCAACACCAUAAAGAGUGUUACCUUGCAACUGCUCAAUGGUACCGAGAGACGUUCAUCCCAUCUGAGGGAAGAAGAAGAGGAGGUUGACAGUGAUGUGAGGCAUAGAGAGGAGAGACCAGCUCAGGAUGCUCAUGUGAAUGGGAAGGAAGAAGCGGAGGAGCAGAGGACCGAGCCUGAGCAGCUUAGUGAGUCCUCUGUGCAGAGGGAGGGAGACCCCAGAGAUGUGCAGGAGAGGGCUCACCUUGAGGCAGUACCAGAGACGAAGAAACCGACUCGAGUGGAGCCAGAGGCAGACAUCGACACGGAUCCAGAGCACCAACCACUCUCAACCCAGCCACAACCACCAUCUCCCCAACCACAGGGAGAGAUCACCACAGAGGCUUCUGAACCCACUGGCAUAAACCUUGAGGAGAAUCUGCCCUCUGAGAUAGGACAGAAAACUCAGUCCGAAGGUGGCAUAAGUAGCCCGGAGGUGAAGAAAGUGAGUAGGACUAUUGAGGGUCCCCUGGGUGAACUGAAAAGAACUAGCUCCAAAGCCACAGGUCCUCAAACACAGCUUCCACCUCCACCAAGCCCCCUGUAUGAUAGUCCUGGGAAAGUAACAAGUCUGACUGAGGGAGUAGGAGAGGAAAAUGGGAAGGAGACAUUUUUCCUGAGCACAGCCCCAACCAAACCCCCACCCACGGAGGAGGAGGAGGAUGAUGAGCUGAGCUUGAAGGGGCAACCUCCCCCAGCCCCUCUGUUUGGCGAUGAAGAGGAUGAAGAUGAUGAUCUUGACUGGCUGGGAUGAGCAACAACUGAAGUGAUGAAAGUCUUGUGAGUCUUAAAGUCCAGAUGGAGGGACAGGCCCUCUAGAGAUAUCAUUUCCACUGUCCUAAAAGGGACUACAUGGAAGGGACGCGGUGAACUCGUCUCUGUACAUGGAAGGGACGUGGUGAACUCUGUCUCUGUCUCAGAUAAGGCAACUCAAGUGAGUGAGAAGGAUGUGCUGUCUGACUGCUCUGAACACUGUGGUUAGAGACCUGUGCUGUUGAUCUUUUGGUCGGACCUGACUGCUGCUGCCUGGAAACCACCUUUAAUCAAUUAAGUAUUGACUAAAGGUAGUUUCCACCAGAACCCCCCCCCCCCCCCCCCUCCCCAGAAAUCAAUCGAUCUGUUAGUCCUGUAAUUUGUUGACUUCAUUAGGCCUUAAAUUAACAUAAUUUUGGUCUCUAGCUGAUGAUUUAGCUUGUUUUGUCUGUUUUCAAGGGUUUCAAGGCGGUCAUGUAUUAUGUGCUAAAUGAUAAGAGGGCUUGCUUCUUCAAGAACUUCUAACUUUUACACAUUUUUGCUAACCGAUAUGCAUUCCAGAAAAUAAAAUGCAUCGAGUACGUGGACAUCUAUUGUUUCCUUUCCAACUUGACCUUUUCUUGUCUUUCUGGAUCAUUUUGGUGAUGACAUCCAGAAUCAAACCAACAACUUGCUAAAUUGAAUACUGAUACUUGCAAUUAAAACAUUUAUAAAAACACAUUGACAAAAAACUGGAUCAGAAUUUGGUGUUGAUAGACAUUUAAAUAACACCAUAUCAUCAAGAAGAAUGCCCAAGAUGAGUAAUGUCAUGAGUAUGGAGAGCCUUGCAUGGCAACCUCCGAGACAGGAUGGGGGUGGGUGUAAAAACCACUGACCAGCAGCUGGAGAAGAACUAGUCUCUCGCCGUUGCUUGGUAACGCAAGUUCUGAAAGGUAGCUAUUGGGUACAAAGUUGUUUAGCUAGCUCUUACAUAGAUUUUUCUUAGCCUAUUCCAUUUACUUCCCAUGCCCUCCCAUGAGGUACGUAUGCGUUGCACUGGGAUGUUUUUUUUGCUCCAUAAAUAUCAGCAGAGUUACUGUAGAAGUGGCUGGCCUAGAUAGCUACUGUAAGCUUCUCUGGAUGUUUUGAAAGUGAAGUUGCUCUAAAAGACGAAUUUUGCCACAGAUGCCUUUCAAACUCUUCCCUCCAGCCAGUCACAAGCCCACCAGAGGGAGCACAACAAAAGGUUGGAGAGGUGAGCCAGAACAGAGUUAUAGCCUAAUACAAUUCAAUAUAGUAAGUAUAUUGCCAUUGGCCAUCCAGUAUACUGCAACAGAAAACACUCCCAAAAAUUGAGUCCUACAUUUUAGUUGAAUAUGUUUAAAAGUUUGACCAAUAGAUUUGCAUAAGGGUCUACAUUGCAGCAAUUACAACUCUCAUUCUUUGCAGUGCAGAUCUCCACUUUCCAGGGUUCAACUCUGUUGACCAUAGUCCUAGUGACAAGCAACACAAGGGAGUCAAGGUUGGUCAGUUACACUAGCAGAUAGUAAGCCUAAUGUCAGAUGCAAGACUUGUUGACUUUGUCUUACACCCUUUGAAAACCAAAGUUGUAUUUUUUUUGUAGACUAUUCUUUUCGAUGGUGAGUAAUGUUGAUUGUAGUAGAGCUGAUGCUGUGUAAUGUCUGCUGUGGCUGUUAUUGCAGCUCAGCCCAGAUCAAUCUUUUGGCCAGCUGCUCCAGUGCAUCAUGGGGCUCUGGCUCCCUAUUGAUGUGGAUCCCCAACACAUCCUUCAGAGCCACGCCCAAAAUAGGUCACAUGAUUUAUUGGAUUUGAUGUGGAUUUUAUCUUUAUUUUUCGUCAUAUCAGUCACUUUAUGUUAUAGCCCUAGACCUUAGAUUGUAUUGUUUGCUUACCACGUAACCUUCUUUUUAGGCAUUAAACUUGGCAGAUAUGCAGAUUUUGGUGUCAAAUUGCCUUUUUGUACACAUGCCUAAACUGUCAAGGAGCUCAUUUGCCUUCUGUCCUGAAAAACCUCAAGUGAACAGAAAGAAGUCCAAGAAUGUGUAGAAGAGGGUGCUGUUCCAGCUGACUCCAUUGACGUCACAGCUGAGAACUCUUACUCUAGACUGGAGGGGAUGGCAUUGACUGGAAUAGGUCUGUCUUCAUAGCUCUUACUCUAGACUGGAGGGGAUGGCAUUGACUGGAAUAGGUCUGUCUUCAUAGCUCUUACUCUAGACUGGAGGGGAUGGCAAUGACUGGAAUAGGUCUGUCUUCUCAGACUAUCUGUGGAGAAAGCACAACCUUCCGCCCAACUGUGACAGAGAAAAGCCAUCGCCCCCCCCCCCCCCCCCCCCCCGUGGCGGGACAAUGGUGGUGGUCCACUGGCCUCCAAGUCCAAGUGCCAUCUCUCAUUGGUGCCAAGCACUUCCUUCAGGUUCUGUAGCAGCUCCAACCUCAGCUGUCUCAACCCUUUGCAACCAAACUGUCAAGGAGAGGAUGAUACAUUUGGACUAUGCUCAGGGAGAGAUGCUGGAGGAGGUCAAGGAGGAACUCUGUGGACAAUGGCCACAGGCCCUCAGGGUCCCAGCCAUCCUCUAGCGUCAACUCUGAUACAAAUGGAUAUAGUCAACCUUUUAAAAGGAAGAAAGACACUGAAAGUUCCAGGACUAAGACCCAGAAGUAAAAACACUCAUCAGGCCUGUGAACAUGAAAUCUUUCAUCCAGAGCUGCCCUUAUAUUUUAGAUAAAUAAUAAUAUUUCUGUCUGCUUGCUUUUUCUUUCUGUCAAAGUGUAGCCUAACAUGGUAACAACAAUAUAUGUUACAUCAUUUC